CUUGUAUAAUAACUUAUAAUAAAAACCCAUCACUCACAAAUUAGGGUUUGUUCUCCCAUUUCAACUCACCAGCCGCUCUUCUUCAUUUGCUGCUGCCACCCAAUUUCUGAGAGGAAAAAUGGCACCAAAGGACAAGAAACCACAUGUUUCUAGGAACCCAGAUUUGAUUAGAGGUGUCGGAAAAUACUCGCGGUCCAAAAUGUAUCACAAACGUGGUUUGUGGGCCAUUAAGGCCAAGAAUGGCGGUGUUUUUCCUAAACACGACAAGAAACCCGCCGCUCCUGUCGCCGCCGAGAAGCCGCCUAAGUUCUACCCUGCUGAUGAUGUUAAGAAGCCGUUUGUUAAUAAGCGUAAAGCCAGACCCACUAAGCUCAGGGCUAGCAUUACUCCAGGAACCGUGCUGAUUAUUUUGACUGGAAGGUUCAUGGGAAAGAGAGUUGUAUUCUUGAAACAGCUUACUUCUGGAUUAUUGCUCGUUACUGGCCCUUUUAAGAUCAAUGGUGUACCUUUGAGGAGGGUGAAUCAGGCAUACGUUAUUGCCACUUCAACUAAGGUCGAUAUCUCUGGGGUAAACGCUGAGAAGUUUGAUGACAAGUACUUUGCAAAGAAGGUUGAGAAGAAAAAGAAGAAAGGAGAGGGUGAGUUUUUUGAAGGAGAGACAGAGGAAAAGAACACACUCCCACAAGGUAAGAAAGAUGACCAAAAAACCGUAGAUGCAGCAUUGCUAAAAUGUAUUGAGGCUGUUCCAGACUUGAAAAGCUAUUUGGGUGCUAGAUUUUCACUCAAAGCAGGCAUGAAACCCCAUGAGCUUGUCUUCUAAAGGAAGCCUGAAGAACAAACUAUUACUAGAAUUAAUCUUGUUUCCGUAAUCAUGUCUCAUGUUAUCAUAUAGAUCUAGAAGAUGCACUGUUGGUUUUUGUUGAAUGACUAUUUUUCUAUCUGCUCCCAAGUACAAUGGAAUUUUGCAAAGGAUGUUUUAUUCA
Messenger RNA from Erigeron canadensis, 983 nucleotides. Its product is annotated as 60S ribosomal protein L6-like. Gene Ontology annotation, molecular function: structural constituent of ribosome; RNA binding. Gene Ontology annotation, biological process: ribosomal large subunit assembly; cytoplasmic translation. The record is from RefSeq and is a predicted model, not a curated record. The transcript is spliced from 5 exons. Lineage: Eukaryota; Viridiplantae; Streptophyta; Magnoliopsida; Asterales; Asteraceae. Gene Ontology annotation, cellular component: cytosolic large ribosomal subunit; ribosome. The coding region runs from base 119 to 820 and encodes 233 amino acids.